Bipolaris zeicola 26-R-13 is the source of this 1773-nucleotide messenger RNA. RefSeq lists its product as uncharacterized. NCBI's taxonomy places the organism in Eukaryota, Fungi, Ascomycota, Dothideomycetes, Pleosporales, Pleosporaceae. Gene Ontology annotation, cellular component: early endosome; late endosome; extrinsic component of endosome membrane. Bases 1 to 1773 code for a protein of 590 amino acids. Gene Ontology annotation, biological process: endosome to lysosome transport; early endosome to late endosome transport; protein targeting to lysosome. Gene Ontology annotation, molecular function: phosphatidylinositol binding. The record is from RefSeq and is a predicted model, not a curated record. The transcript is spliced from 3 exons.
AUGGCGGAGAGCAUGAUCCGGGAUCCCGAUGUCCCUCUUUCGCAGCCACCAGGUCUUCGGGCCUCAGCACCAUCUACUCCAGGAACUACAGGGAACAACCUCCAUAAUCAUCCUCGUGCUACAAGCCCAAAUCGACUAGCUGAUUCUCAGAAGCUCCGUCUAGAUCCUACCUCGGACAAAGCGACUGCAGCAUUUAUUCGACGCACGCUGUGCUCCCACAAUGUGCUACUUGGCAACGGCGAGAAAGGACGCAGUACACCGCGACCGAUUGAAGACGUGUUACCUCCCUUGACAAGUUCAAAUGCCGUCGAUCUCCAGUUAUAUGGGGUCAUUUCUGUGAUCAUCAAGGAGUUUGUACAGACGUGGUACUCAAAGAUCACUCCAGACCAAGUAUUUGUCAAUGAAGUGAUUCAGAUCAUCGCUCAUUGUACCAGAGGACUUGAGCAGCGCCUACGAAAAGUCGAUUUGGAACCACUGUUGCUAGACGAGAUCCCUGAGUUACUUGAGUCCCAUCUAAGGUCUUUUCGCAUAGCGAAGCGACAAGCCACCUCGUACGAUUCACUAAUAUCAGACCCGCGUACAAUCUAUCAUACGCUCCACCCACACCCUGCACUCUCGCCUGUUCCAACGGAUAUGAUUCCGGCAUCAGUUGUUGAACAGCGGGAAAGCGAAUCAGCAUGGCGUCAACUGCUUGUUCACGGCGUAUUGGCUCUACUUCUACCCACUGAGGACCUAGAGAAUGGUUGUCUUCGCGCACUAGUUGCCGAGAUCUUUGCGGAAAUGAUCCUCGGAAACGGUAUUAGCGGGAAAGCCUGCGAAGGCUGGGUAUUAUGGGAGGGUAUUACAAGAAUAGCUGAAGUGCUACAGACGGACGCUACGAAAGAGAAGGACUCCCAAUCAGAAGUUUCUAAUGGAGAGCAAUCACUGACCCGUCUGGAACGCUACGGGCUUUUGCCGCAUGAAGGGACGGAAGUCAGAUCGACAGAGCGAUUGGACGCUGAAGAGCAGCGCCCUAAGCAUCCGCUAGCAUCGACGGCGGGACUCUUCUGGGCUGUUGUCCAAUAUGCAUUCAUGGCGUUUACUGCGGCGCGCGCAGUGAUCUUGUGUAUUGCGACAUCAUCGUCUCUCCCGUCGAGAUAUGUCACAAGCGAGCAGUCAUCGGGCCAAGCGCUCGGCCAAUUACAAAUGCCGCAAACAGAAACGACGACGUCAAGGCGCCCGUUGGGUGCCAAACGGCCCGUAGUGAGUAUGGCGCUGUGGAGCUGUGCAGCACAGGUUGUUGAAUUAGAUAGCCGCAUGCCUUGGCUGUCAGGUUUCACUUCAAUGCUCCAUCGUGGAGCCUUGGUCGGUCCAGGCAGGGUGGGUGAGACGGAUGGUGUAUUGGACAGAUUUCUCUCCCACACUAUACACACCAGGAUCCUAAACCCCGCUUUCCUCCCAGUGGCGCUUCGCACCUUUCGUGCAACCAUUUUCCCCAAUAAUACGCUUGGGCCCCCACGCCAAAUGCCAACGGACGAAGAGAUCAAGACGAUCAAGCACUGCUGUGCCGCUACACUCCUCAAUCUAGUCCCAGCUAAGGUAGCAGCAACUUUCUUUGCGAGCGAUGAGCGCGAGGCUCAGACUCAGCAAAUCGAAGACGUUCUAGGCUGCCUCGAUGACACGUACCUCAACAAGCACCUGAUUUUCCAGAUUGUGGAAUUGAUUGUCCUGCGUCUGUUCCCGGAAUUAGGAGAACAAAGCGUAAAGGAUCUUUUGGAAGAGCGUAUCAGCUGA